AUGUACGGGAUUGAAGACCGGCGCUUCACCCGCCAGCUUUCUUUUGGUUCGCUCGUUGAUCUGAGUGAGAAGAAUGAGCUUGGUCUCAACGGCACACGUCGUCGAAUCGCCAUUGUCGGCGCUGGCAUCACGGGCGUCGCAACUGCCUGUCAUAUCUUGGAUGCCGGAUUCGAAUGCCACAUCUUCGAGGCCGGUGAUAAAGAGAGCGUGGGGGGCAUCUGGACCAAAGUCAACAACACUUCAACGCUUCAAAUCCACUCCAACUUCUACAAGUUCCACGAUGCGGUAUCAUGGGAAAGCGAAUACCCAAAUCGCCAGGAGAUUCUGGGCCAGGUGAAGAAGCUCUGGGAUUUCUAUGGCCUCGCCGAAAGAACGACUUUCAACUGCAAAGUGACGAACACUUUUCAAGAGGAUGACGGUAAAUGGGUGGUGAACGACCCCACCAAUGGGUACUUUGAUGGCCUUGUGGCAGCGGUUGGCACUUGCGGCGACGUCUAUGCGCCCGCGAUUGCAGGACAAAGCUUUUUCCAAGGACAGGUCAUCCACUCAUCAGAGCUCGACCGGGAGGCGGUCGAAGGUAAGAAGGUCCUCAUCGUCGGUGGAGGUGCCAGUGCGGUGGAAGCUCUCGAAUUCGCGUGCGACAAUGGGGCUGCUUCAGCCAAUGUCCUCGCAAGGGUAACACAACCUUUGUCUCUUUCAGCUGAGAACAAUUCGCUGACAGCUCGUAGUCGGAGCGAUGGUUUAUCCCUCGUCACCCAAUGUUCAAUGCCUGCCUCGCUGGUACGAUAGGGGAUCGUUACGGAAUAUUGGCACGCAUUCUGGAGUUCUUCCUUCGGCUUAUCUUCUAUCGCGAGUUCUGGGAGAUGGCCCCGCCGUCGAAUGGCUCUAACGGGAUCUUUUCUGGAACGCCCAUUGUGAAUAGUCGCGUAUUUCAAUUGAUAGUAAGCAGACUCAGUGCAUGAAGGAAAAGAAUCGAGCUGACCUUUCCACAGCGCGACGGUCGUGCAGGCUGGGCUCGAGCGGACAUCGAAUCGUUCGCGCCGAACGGACUGCAUGUGUCUCAUCGUAGAAGGGGGGCCCUAAAAGGCGAGAUUGGUGACCAGCGCAUCGAAGAAGGCGAGGUCAUCAUUCUUGCUACCGGAUACACUCGGCCGUCUCUUUCGUUCCUCCCGAAGUCGUCCUGCAGCAGCAAGUACCAGCCGCCGAAUUGGUUCUUGCAAACCUUCCCAACAACCGAUCCGACUGUGUGUGCUACAAAUUGCACUUGGAGAGAUGGAAUUGGCAGUGUUGGAGGAUGCCACAUUGGGAUUUACACUCGCUUCUUGUUGGUCUUCUUGGUUGAUCCUCGCACUGCGCCGACGGAAACAAUCAUGAAGUACUGGGUCGACCUGGUCCACAUCCUCAAGAAGCCUUCACCAGGCGGUGCUCUGGCUUUCGUUACAUCCGCGGAGUUGUUCUUUUGGUUUCUGGUCGUUAUACUUGUUCAGCCAGCACUAUGGCCAUACAUGAGCUUCAUUCUUGGCGGUCCUGGACCGAAACUGAAACCAGAGCCGCCUGCGAGACCAGUUGAGGUCAAGAGAAGCAUGCGGAGACGAAGUCGGGACAAUAUGAUGGCGCUGGCGAGGUAG
Molecule: messenger RNA, 1628 nt
Organism: Lecanosticta acicola
Lineage: Eukaryota; Fungi; Ascomycota; Dothideomycetes; Mycosphaerellales; Mycosphaerellaceae
Source: the annotation of a GenBank genome assembly